AUGAAUCCUCUGAACAUUUUGCUGCUAUCCAUUUUUUUUAUCAAGGAAGCCCUCGUGUGCGCCAUUUCGACGCAUGAAAUUUUGAAUGACAAAAGAAUUGAGUUUAAAAAUAAUGCCAAACGGAUUAUCAAUGAAUCAUAUUUGGUGGACAAAAAUGAGAAGCUGUUGGGUAGUUCGCUCAGGACAUACAAAUACUACUUGGUAAAAAGUACAACUGAAUUUAGGGCUAUCUUCAUUUUUGACGAUUUAAAUGUGCACAAAGCGACAGAGCUAGGAAUAGGCAAUGCUGAACACGAGGCGGACAUCUUAAAUGUAGAAGGAAACGUGAAUAACAUUUAUCCCCUCGAUGAAAUAAGCACAUUUAAUGAGGUGCUAUACAGAGAGAGAAAAAUGUUCAGCCUGGAAACUGCAUAUUCCACCACGAGUUAUGUGCUAGCCAAAUUUGUGUUUGACGUGAACAUCGAAGAAGAAGAUGAACAGGACAUCAUGUCUCUUUUGAUUGAAACUGAAUUGAAUAUGAAAAAAAAAAAAUUGGAUGUUGUUACGAAAGAGGAUGGUGGUGCACAGGAAGGAGACAACAUCGAAAGCAGCGACAUGAAUUCGAACCACUCGCAAUCGGUUGAAUUGUACAAGAAGAGACACCCACAAGUGUUUACCCAAUUCGUCGGGAUGCUGGUAAGUAUAGUGUCCAUGGUUACAUCCAUCUCAGGUGCCAUUUCAGCUGUCUCGUCAGUUUUUUCGGGCACACCCAGCCCCUCUCCCCCCGAAUUUUUGGGAGAUGAGGCAUGGGCCCUGCCUACAUAUGAAGAGAGAAAGGUUUCCAAGAGGGAAUCUCCCAAGGAUAAGAAAGGCAAGAAGGAUCCACAGGAGGAUCCCCACUACGAUGAAGACCACUACGAGGAUGACUACUACGAUGGUGACUACGAUGAUGGUGACUACUACGAUGGUGACUACGAUGAUGGUGACUACUACGAUGGUGAGUAUUACGAGGAUGACUACUACGAUGACUAUGGCGAUUACUAUCGCUUCUAA
Messenger RNA from Plasmodium inui San Antonio 1, 1032 nucleotides. RefSeq lists its product as hypothetical. The transcript has a single exon. The record is from RefSeq and is a predicted model, not a curated record. The coding region runs from base 1 to 1032 and encodes 343 amino acids. Lineage: Eukaryota; Apicomplexa; Aconoidasida; Haemosporida; Plasmodiidae.